CAAUGUACCUGCGGCGCUACCCGGUGGCGGCAGCUCGUGCUUGGUACAUAAGAGGUGGCGCGUGAUAGGCUUCUUCCCCAACAAACCCCAAGAUGCUCGCAUACCUUCUCGUGGCCCUGCUUGCCGCCAUUCCCAUCUUGUCGGCUCCGAUAGAAUCUCUGAGCGCCAGGCAGAGUUCCUAUGUCAAACAACUUUACCUUCUCAAAGACCCGCUCAUCUCAGACAAUGACCUGAUCAAGUCUGCCGGUUUCAACACGGUGAUCGUGUUUCAGGUCGGCGUGGAACCCAACGGUGAUAUCAUCUUUUAUGGCGCCAAUGCCAAUCCGACUGUCGCUACAGGAGGUCAAUACGUUGGAGGAUCUGCGUAUGCCGACACCAUUUCAGCGUACAAAACCGGCUCAACCACGAUCCAGCGCGUGGAACUCGCUAUUUUGUCUGGAUCCAUGUCCUACCAGAGUAUCAAGAGCUUGAUCGCAAGCAAUGGCACCGGUCCCAAUACACCGUUGUAUGAGAAUUUCAAAGCCCUUAAAGCAGCGUGGGACCUCGAUGCGAUUAAUGAUGAUGACGAGGAGGUCUACGAUGUCAGCAGUACCGUAGCGUUUGCGGGCAUGAUGGGAGAGAUCGGCUACAAAUACACUGCUGCUCCUUACACCAAUCAAGCUUUUUGGGCAGAGGUCAUCUCUCAGGUCAACCAGAACAGUCCUGGUCUCUUUGAUCGAGCAUAUCUGCAAACCUACGACGGAGGAGAGGGCAAUGACCCUGGACAGUGGGGCAGUGCUCUGGGAAUGCCUGUGAUCCCACUCGUUUGGGUCAGCAAUCCUAGCGAUCCGCAGUACGGCGAGACCCCUACACAGGCUCAGCUGGCGUUUGAAACUUGGCAUCUCACCGAGACGAUCGCUGGGGGUGGUUAUUGGAACUCAUAUGAUAUCGAAAACUCGGAUCAUGCGGACUACGACGCAUACGCUCAGGCUCUCACGAAUGUCUUUGGGUAGACAGGCUCAUAGGUUGUAUAAUGGAUGCACAGCGUGUUCGCUAU
Messenger RNA from Kockovaella imperatae, 1036 nucleotides. RefSeq names its product coagulation factor 5/8 type domain-containing protein. The transcript has a single exon. The record is from RefSeq and is a predicted model, not a curated record. The coding region runs from base 93 to 992 and encodes 299 amino acids. NCBI's taxonomy places the organism in Eukaryota, Fungi, Basidiomycota, Tremellomycetes, Tremellales, Cuniculitremaceae.